UAGAAGGGUACACAAUGUAGACAGGCUACACGAUAAUAUGUCUACGAAACUUGCGAAACAAAUAGUAAACUCGUUUGGUUUUCGUCCAAAUCUUGCAACGAUCAAUUAUUCUAGCCUCCAUAAUGACUGGAAGGGUAUUUCUGUCCAGUUCUUCACAUUUAGAGGGAGCAGCCCCUCUCUCGUUCGAAAAGUGCUGUUUGACUGCAAUGGGAUGCAGUGGUCACCAGACAAAUGCAGGGUUUUUAUACAAGAAUGAAAGACUGCUUCUGUAUCCCAGUUACGAAGGAGUAAGGCUAAUGCAUCCUCCUGGAUGCCCAUGCCGUUUUUUGACAACAUCAGACAUUGUCAAUAUUCCAGAAAAUAACCUGAGUCGAGGAGUGAAACCAGCAGUAGCUGUCUUGCUUCAGUCAUCAGAUGGUUAUGUGUUGCUGACAAGACGAGCACAACACAUGCGCACCUUUCCUUGUGUGUGGGUUCCCCCAGGGGGCCACAUGGAGCCCGGAGAGACACUUAAACAAGCUUUACUAAGAGAACUCUCAGAGGAAACUGGAUUGACUUUUUCUGAGGAAAGCCUUGAAAUCUCAACACUUGGUCUGUGGGAGUCAGUGUUUCCUCCCGUUCUGUCGAUUGGUCUGCCUGUGAGGCACCAUAUCGUAGUGUACCACCUUGCCCAGGCUAAGGAAGACCAACAAACAUUACAGGAGGGGCUUAUUUUGAAUAAAGACGAGCUCGAUGCUUCGGCCUGGGUGGACCAUGCUACUAUAGUGGAAGUGGUACAAAGUGAUGACUUUGGCCAGUCAAGACCAGUACCACAAAGAUAUAUUAAAGCCACUGUGCUUGAAAAUGGUCAGAAAGUUGAGAAAAAUCUUCCUCUUUCAAUCCUGAUGUCUACCAUGCCUCGCACUUCAGAAGAUGGGCAGGAGUUGAACCAGGAACGACUCUCCACAGGGACGAAGUUCGCUCUAGAACAGUUGGUUAAAAAAGAUUUCCCUCCUGGAGGAGCUAAGAGCCCACCUGGCGGGGCGUGGUAGUUGAUAAGAGUGUUGAAUUCCUCAAGAUGAUAAUCAUAAUCAUAAUAACAAUUACAAUAAUGAUAUUUAAGACUUAUGUGCAAGCGUCUUCUUGCCCAUUAAGGGUUGAGUCAUAUUUCUUUUUUUUUCUUUUAAAUAUUUUUCUAACAUUUGUUUGAUAAGCUCGGCGUAAAUAAUUUUAAUACUCGAAUGAUAUAUUUUAUCCGUAACAACGAUUUCGACAAUGAAAACGUUGAUGACGAUGAUGAUAAUGGUAAAGUUCGGGUGGAGGCGUGUGUGUACAUCCAAGUUUUUAUUAAUUUUUUUUUAAAAAAAACUUUUUUGAUGAGGUCUGUAUUGAUCACAGUGAUGUAAGAUUUGCGAGAAAGCUAAUUUUAACGGUAAAAAGUACUUCUGAGGAGUUUCCCACAAUCGCCUUAGUCUCUACGUCGGUGGGGGGUGCGGUGGGGGUAUUAUAAGAUAGUUUGUCUAAUAAAAUGAGUUGAUAAUGUGAAGAAGAGAUUUUUUCGAAGAGAGUUUUUCGAGUGUGUAAAGAGGAAUUAUGGGUUGUGUAAAAUUGUAAGACUGCACAUGACAACCCCGAAAGGUAUUGUACAGUAGGUAGGCUUUAGGUGACCUAGGUAGGUAGGUAGGUUUUCUUGACCUUAGUAUUUUAGGAUAUGGAAAUCUGAGAAAACGUCACUGUAAGGACUAGACAUAGCGGGUUUGAUGAAUUCAUUUAUUUAUUUAUUGGACUCAUAGACAUUCAUGAUUACGGGUUACCCCAGAUUACCUUUCGAGAUUUUCGCAUGCACUUUUUUCCGGCAACCUUUCCCGAAACAGCUGGAUACAGAUGAAGCUACACUAUAUGUGGAAACAAUUGGAAAUCGUUGACUGGUUGAAAAAAAUCAGUUUAGGAAUUUAAAAUUCCUCAAAGCGCACGGGUGUUUACUGUAACAAUUAUAUUCAAUUUUUGUUUAGUAGAGGAUUUAUGUGUUGAAGGGCACUAAGAGGGCGUGGAAUGACGCUGGUCAAAAGCAUUUUCUUGAUUCAAUUUCAUUCGACUUAAGUAGGAUUAAGGUUUUGGGUUGAAAUAUGUUGAGGUGGAAUUUGAAAGACACGUGUGCGAAUUUACCGUGUGGUAAUGAUGGCGUUGGCCCAGUAUUUAACUCUCCUAUAAAGCGCGCGUUCUGAUUGGUCUAUUCAGUGUCAGCCAUUUGCUCAUGGGUGUACACUGCCGACGUGAACAAAUGCCAAGAAUAGUAUUCGCGCGCUUGUUUUUUCUGGUCACGCAAGAUUUGUUAAAUAAAAGGGAAAUC
Messenger RNA from Stylophora pistillata, 2329 nucleotides. RefSeq names its product m7GpppN-mRNA hydrolase NUDT17. Gene Ontology annotation, cellular component: cytosol; peroxisome. Lineage: Eukaryota; Metazoa; Cnidaria; Anthozoa; Scleractinia; Pocilloporidae. The record is from RefSeq and is a predicted model, not a curated record. Gene Ontology annotation, molecular function: NADH pyrophosphatase activity. Gene Ontology annotation, biological process: NADP+ catabolic process; NAD+ catabolic process.